CGAGCGAAAAUAUGCAAAAUAAAGUGAAAUACUUGUGCAGCGCACGAAUGAAGCGCGCAAGCAUAGCGCCCGCUAGCCAAUAAGCCCGACCGACCAUAUAAGCCACCUCAAAGGGAUCCGCCGCAAACAGGGGAAAGAAUUAGAAUGGCAAGAUAGUGUGUUUUAAAGCAAAUUCCACAAAAAGGUGCGUGAUAAAUGCAACAAACUGUAAGCCAGAGCGAGCGAACAGGCAACUACAACUGCAUAUGUGUGUCGUCGUCGUGUGUGUGAGAGAACGCGCGUAAGUGUGUGGUAGAGAGAGAGAGAGAGAGAGCGAGUGUGUGUGCCGUGGAGUGGGAAAGAAGCACGAUAAAACGAAACGCCAAGAAGUUUGCCAUCAUCUCUCUCUCCAUUCGCUGAUAAAGCAGAGAGCAAAUACACGCACGCACACACACACACACAUAGUGAUACACGAAUCGAGUGGAAAAUAGAAAAACAAUAAUCAGCAAAAGAGGAGCGGAAAGAAACAGUAAAGUGUAAAGAUCGAAAAUCGAAAGUGUCAAGCAUUUUUCCUAUAAAUAGUGCACAAAAAAAAAAAAAAAUACUCAAAUUACUAGUGAAAACUAAGUACUAAAAAAACCGCAAGUAACCAUCAAUACACCGAAUAAUCCCUAGUGGAACACGUCUCGGAGUCCGCCCGACACAGCCAACCAGCCAGCCAGCCAACCCCCAGCCGCAUCAUGUCCACCCUGGACGCGCGCAACAACUCGGCCAUGAUGAAGCGGGCCGAGCAGCUGAAGCGCUGGGAGGAGUCGGACACCAACCGGGCCGCGCCCACGCCCCGCCACGAGCACGGGCGCCGCAUCAAAUUCAGCUCCGGCUGUGUCUUCCUUGCCGCCUGCCUCUCCGGCGACAAGGAUGAAGUGAUCCAGCUGCUCGACCAGGGCGCCGACAUCAAUACUGCCAAUGUGGACGGCCUAACGGCCUUGCAUCAGGCCUGCAUCGAUGACAAUCUGCACAUGGUUGAGUUUCUGGUGAAGCGUGGUGCCGACAUCAACCGUCAGGACAACGAGGGCUGGACGCCGCUGCAUGCCACCGCCUCCUGCGGAUUUGUGAGCAUAGCACGUUAUCUGGUGGAGAACGGGGCCGAUGUGGCCGCCGUGAACAGCGACGGGGACUUGGCCCUGGACCUGGCCAUCGAUGUGCAGCACAGGGGCAUGAUCGAGUACAUGGAGAAGAUAGUCCAGGAGCUGAACAUCGAUGUGGAGCAGGCGCGCAAGGCCGAGGAGGAGGCGAUGCUGAGCGACGCCGAGCGCUGGCUGAGCAGCGAUGCCGCCGAGGUGGACAGGCCGCACCCGAAGACAGGGGCCACGGCGCUGCACGUGGCCGCCGCCAAGGGCUACACGAACGUGUUGAGCCUGCUGCUGGAGGGACGCGGCAAUGUGGAUCGUCAGGACAACGAUGGCUGGACGCCGCUGCAUGCCGCCUCGCACUGGGGCCAGCAGGAGACCUCCCGGAUGCUGGUCGAGUCCCUGGCCGACAUGGAUAUACGCAACUAUGCGGGACAGUCCUGCAUCGAUGUGGCCGACCGUAAAAUAGUCAAAUUCCUGGAAGAACUGCGGGCCAAAAAUCGCAACCAGCGGCGUCCAUCUAGUCAAAUCAGAAUCUCAGAUGCGAUUGAAAAUCGUGUGGACAAGACGCCCACCAAACUGGUGCGCGUUGAAGUGAGAACUGAUGCCACAAAGGAUGCGGAGAACGUGAAGCCCAAUCAACAGCAGAUCCAUGCCCUCGAGCAUCCAGUCGAGGAGGAGGCACCCUGGCGACGCAAGAUGGCCCGCGCACCCAACGACAGUCCCACUAAUAAUCAAGUUCCUGAUAGAGAGCUUAGCAGCAAUAGCUCGGAGAGCGCCAACGAUGUCAUAUUGCGACGCACCCAAAGCUUUGAGAAUGAUGAAAAGAAACCGACCGUUACACACGUUGGCACGCCCACUGGCACAGCAGCCACAGCAAAGACAACGCUCCUCAGUUCACCGUCGACGAAUGCACUGACCCCACCAAUACGCAGAUCUUUUGUACCGCCCGUGCGUGACGAAGAGAGCGAAACACAGCGCAAAGCGCAUGCCAAGAGAGUCCGCGAGACGCGUCGGUCCACCCAGGGCGUUACCCUGGACGAGAUCAAGAGUGCCGAGGAGUUGGUCAAGAAGAAGAACAUGGGCAUGGCCAACAACAACAAUAAUAACAACAAUAACAUCAGCAGCAGCGGCAGCGUAAGUACUCCCAACGAUACAAGCGAAACAGCGGCAGCCACAGCAGAACACACAUCAUCCAUCAGUGAUGCAAGCCAGCAAGAGCCACAGCCGCCACCACCGCCCACCACGCCGCCGCCAGCCAUAAUCCCCACCAGCGACGAGACGGAGAUCGAGACCAUUCUGGCCCCCAGUCCAGUGCAAAGUGCAAACGACACCACUGCCAGCUUCACCCUCUCCGCGCCGUCGAGACGCUCUGUGGUGGUCGACGACGACGACGACGGCGACGGCGACGGUGAUGGCAAGGCCGGUGGCGAUGCCGAUGAUCCGGAGGCAGUGGUCAGUGCCAGCUACACGAUAGUCUCGCGGCGCGACAAGAUCCCCGACAGCGCUGAGAGUGAGCCAGAGCAGGUGGAAUCAAACAAACAAAAGACUGACGAGCAGCAGGCGGAGAGCGAGGAGCAGAAGGCGAGGCCCACAGACCUGCCGCUGAGUGCGGCCCCGACUGAGGCCAUCAAGUCGUCCUCCUCGACCACGCCCGGCUCGCUCGAGAGUCCAGUGCGCUUGCGGGACAAGCGUGGCCUGUCCGGCAGCAGCCAGGAGACGGAUACCAAGUCGGACACCGCCUCGCCAGUGUCGGCGCAUCCGGACUUUAAUGCCCGCGACUCUCUGCUCAGUUUGUAUGCGCGCCGCACGACGGACGGCAGUGGAGGAGCAUCAGCUGCAGCAGCAGCAGCAGCGGCAACAGCAACAGGUGGUGCUGGUACUGGCGCUGGUGGUGCGGGUGGGAGUUCCACAUCAACAUCGACAGCAGAACGGCGUCCGUCUUGGCGCCUCAAAUUCGAUGCCGGCUCCAAGUUCAAGCUGGAGGACAACACCAGCGGCGGUACAUAUCCGCCCAACAACAGCACCAUUAUACCCAGCGCCCCGGCGGUGAUGGCCGCCGCCAAUCUAUCGACCACAACUGGUAUCCAGCGACGCAUCAGCAGUGGUCCCAAUGCCCUCAACGCUUCCAAUCAGUCACUGAACUCUGUGGGCCGCCCCAUCUCGGCGCCCAGCGAGAGCACAAACAACAGCAGCGCCUAUGCCACGCCAGCAGUGCGCAAAUAUGAAACGACAUCCACAGGAGCGGGAACGGGAGUGGGAGCGAGAGCGGGAGCAGCUGCUACUACGACAGCCACCACAACCGCCAAUUCAGUGUCUGCAACCAGUGCCAAUCAUGCAGCAGGAACAGCGGCAACAACCAAUGCCACAUCCAGCCAUGACGAUAAGGAAAACGACAAGGAGAACGACAAUCGCACACAGACCGUCAUACAGAGACGCCGCAAGCCGAAGCGCAGAUCGACCGGCGUGGUGCACCUUGAUGUGGAUGAACUGGAUCCCGAACGUCAGAACGAGGAGAAGGACAAGGAGAGCGGCAGCGAACGCACCUCUCGCUCCCGACUGGGCAGCACAACGAGUACGGCCGCAACGAGCACGACCAGGAGCGAGUCGAAGGGCAGCAGCGACAAGUCGGAGAACGGCGAUGGCAUUGACUACAAGGCGCUCUGGGAAGCGGCCAAAUUGGAGAACGAUAAGCUGAAGCAAGUGCUCAAGCAGAAGGAUGACGAGGUUGUGCAGACCCGCGCGACCCUCGAGAGAUUCGCCAAUGCCACCACUAAAAACUCACUCUCUGAGAUUGAGAAACGUGAACGAAGAGCUAUGGAACGCAAGCUCUCCGAGUUGGAGGAAGAGCUCAAGCUGUUGCAGAAGCUAAAGACUGAGAACGACCGCCUGCGCGCCGAGAACCGUGCCCUCACGCGAGUCGUCUCAAAGCUGACCACGUCGGCCCAGAGCCAGCUGGCCAAGGCCAAAUAGAGCCAUAUCGAAACGCAUUUCAAUCGCCUAAGCACACUCCCCCCACCCCCACCAGAAUCACACACUCACAAAAAAAGAAACAACAACAAACAAUCUCACAAACGCGCGAAUAUCGUUAUCGUUUCUAUAUACAUACACGCAUAUAUAUUGAAUACUAUAUUUAACACAUUUUGAUGUCGUUUUGAAUACUCGAAUAAGUAUAAUCCGAAUAUAUCAGCACUUGUAACAAUAAUUAAGUGAAAUUAGCUCACCUUUGAGCUCAUCAUGGGGCUUGAGAACCGCUCACUGGUAAUACAGAUCCAGAUACAGAUACAUACAGAUAGAAAUACCCACCUAUCAAUUAUUCAAACCUUCGACGAACUCUAUGGGUAGCGUAGAAAAAGUGUUUUAUAUACAUAUAGUAAAAUCUUGUUCCCACGGCUUGUUUUGCUCUAGAUCGAAAAAUGUUUGCGAAUUUAUUAUGUGUAAUCAAUAUCAAUAUAUCAUAUGUACUUAUGGGAACCACAAACCACUUGAAAUUGAACUUGAACGUGAACUGUAACCGCACUGAUUAAGUAACGUAAAUCAAAACCAUCAAAACCGCCACUCGAAUCAUAGUAAACCCCAUUGAAAAUCCAGCGAAGCCCAAAAACGCUCAAUUGCUUGCCCAAUGUGUCCCCCACCAUCAGCAUCAAAAACACACAGCAUCAGCAUCAGCACCAGGCCCCGGUCCCGGUCCUGGUUCCGGUCCAAGGAUCUGCUCUCUCACUCUCUCUCUCUCUGUCCAGCCGCACAUCGGGGGGAGAACGGGAAGGUACAGCAGUGGUCUAGUGGAUGCUGGAAGCUUUACGGUAAAUCAGACCCUCCACCAGACCCUGACAUGUGACAUUUCUAUGAGCCACCUGCGCCCAAAUACUAUUAUCAGCUGGCUGUUGUUGUUUUGUUGUUAUACACAUACCACAAAAAUAAAUAUACAUAAUAAAAAAAAAUAUAUAUAUAUUUUAUCUAUAACUGUAUUAUCGAGUGUUUCAAAAACUUGUAUCUGAUUGGAGCCUGAAUUUG
Molecule: messenger RNA, 5123 nt
Organism: Drosophila persimilis
Lineage: Eukaryota; Metazoa; Arthropoda; Insecta; Diptera; Drosophilidae
Gene: Mbs
Product: protein phosphatase 1 regulatory subunit 12A
Exons: 18
Coding region: 720-4082 (1120 amino acids)
Cellular component (GO): cytoplasm
Molecular function (GO): enzyme inhibitor activity; phosphatase regulator activity; protein kinase binding
Source: RefSeq, a predicted model, not a curated record